Messenger RNA from Dendrobium catenatum, 798 nucleotides. Its product is annotated as non-specific lipid transfer protein GPI-anchored 2. Bases 2 to 691 code for a protein of 229 amino acids. NCBI's taxonomy places the organism in Eukaryota, Viridiplantae, Streptophyta, Magnoliopsida, Asparagales, Orchidaceae. The transcript has 3 exons. The record is from RefSeq and is a predicted model, not a curated record.
GAUGCAGAAGCCGAAGCAGAACAAGAAAAUGAAGAUGCCGACCAGCCGAGCUACCAUCCUCCCACUCUUACUACUCAUUCUCAUCUCCGACACGCGAGCCCUUUCUCCGGCGACAGCACCAGCGCACCCUCCGAAGCACGCAUCAAAGCGCACGCCGGUAUCCGCACCGCCGCUCCCGCCGGCGCUCCCACCGACUUCCCCCCUUCCACCGUCUCCGGCGUUUACUGGACCUGACUGCACCACUGCCCUUCUAAACCUUACUUCAUGCCUCAGCUUCGUUGUGCAAGGCGCCAACUUGACGGUGCCGGAGAAAGGCUGCUGCCCUUCCCUCGCCGGACUGGUCGACAGCAACCCAAUCUGUCUUUGCCAGCUUCUCUCCACCUCAAAUACUUUUGGAAUCAAGAUCGAUGAUACUAAGGCUCUCAUGCUUCCCACUGUCUGCCAUGUGGAGACUCCCCCUGUUUCUCUCUGCAGUGCGUUGGGGAUUCCGGUUGCGAGUCCGGGAGCUCUAUCGCCUAGCGGCGGCGGCGGCGGCGCAGCUGUACCUUCUGGGUCAGGUCCGCUGGCGCCGGCCACUUCAAUCGCAGCCGCACCAAGCGCCAGCGGCGGCGGCGCUUCCACGGCCAUAGCCACAUCUCUGCAGCUCGCUCUGCUCGCCAUUAUCAGCCAACAGUUCUUUAUCUCAUUCUAAUCAGUUCAAAUGGAGUGUGCUUUCUAUCAGUUCAAUUUCCAUUCUUUGAAUUAACAGUUUGUAUUGCAAACAUUGAAUUUCUUAAGUAUUUUCUCUUUCUCUGAUUA